Molecule: messenger RNA, 2220 nt
Organism: Aspergillus viridinutans
Lineage: Eukaryota; Fungi; Ascomycota; Eurotiomycetes; Eurotiales; Aspergillaceae
Product: LipA and NB-ARC domain protein
Exons: 6
Coding region: 1-2220 (739 amino acids)
Molecular function (GO): protein binding
Source: RefSeq, a predicted model, not a curated record
AUGGAAACCGAAAACGAAUUCCCCUUCCUCGAGGAGGUAUACACCUCUCCCUCCCAAUCCAAGAUCGAUUUCGUCUUUGUCCACGGUCUCAACCCCCGCGGCAGAAGUGACCACCCCUACGAAACAUGGCGCCAUCAGAAUGGCACCUUCUGGCCGAGGGAUUACCUGCCGCAGGAUAUCCCGCACGCGCGGGUGUUCGUGUACGGAUAUAAUUCGAACGUCACGAAUCCGCAGGCCAUGUCGACGGCGAGUGUGAAGGAUCAUGCAAAUACGCUGUUGAAUCUGCUCGAUAUGGAGAGAAGUCCGCAGCUGAAUACGCGUCCGCCGAAAAUUGUGUUUAUCGGACACAGCUUGGGGGGCUUGGUGAUUAAGCAGGCUCUGCUCAAUGCGCAUGAAGAUCCCAAGUAUACGGCUAUCCGGCUGGCGACAUGCGGACUCGUCUUCUUUGGGACUCCCCAUCGGGGCGCCAAAGGUGUUGAAGUCGGCAAAAUCGCUGCCAAGGUCGCUCGCUUCGUAUCGAAAGGACAUGCGAGUAAUGAGCUGCUGGAUUGUCUCGAGUACAAUUCCCUCUUCACGCGACAAAUGUCCAGCCGUUUCAGUCACCAGCUGGAGGACUACCGGGUCGUGAGUUUCGUGGAGGGUAAGGAGGUGUUGAUUGGAGGCGCGGGGCCGGCGUCCGUCAGCCAUUUGGUUGUAGAGGAAGAGUCGGCCGUGCUGGGCCUCCCCGGCAAUCGGGAAACCAGACUCAAACUCGACGCCGACCACUCGCAGAUGUGCAAAGUCGGGUCGCGAGGCCCCAUGUACAAACUCAUCAAGGGCAACAUCAAGCAGAUCGUUGACCAAGUCCUCGUCGCUGAACAAGGAUACGUCCCGCAACCGUCGACGUCGCCCCAUCCAGGCCCUCCGUUACCUCCGCGCAUGCACACCAACAGCAGCUCGCCCUACCCUAGUGCCACUCCUCAGACCACCCAACGAAUCGUGGGAACAAUGUACGCGGCGGUCGACAGCGAUCCGCGCUCCAUCCAGGCCGCCGAGCACAAGAACGCCGGGCGCUGGGAUCAAGCCCGCAACCUGGAGUAUGCCAUCUUCCAGGAACACCUGCGGACGCUGGGCCCGGACCACAGUAGCACAAUUGAGGUGGGCUACCAUCUCGCCGAGAUCGACCUCGAGGCCGCGUACCUCACCAAAGCAACCGAAUGGUGCAAGUGGGUAUCCGACCAGGGCCAGCGCACGUUGGGGCCCCGGCACCCGCUGACCCUGCGAGCCGAGAGCCUGAUGGGCGAUAUCCUCUGCGCACGAGGCCGAUACCAGGAGUCCGAGUCGGUGUGUGCCAACGUCCUCGCACGCCAGCAGAUGAGCAUCGGCGACGACGACCUCGACACGCUGGAGACGCGCCGCCGCCUCAGCAUGGCGUACAGCAAUCUCGGCCAGGAGCAGAACGCGGUCAGCAUCGCCGAGAAACGCCACGAGGCGCUACAGCGCGUUCUCGGUCCGCAGCACAUCCGCGUGCUGGCCUCCGCUCUCGACAUCGUCGAGGUGGUGAUCACUGCACGUACGCAAAACGCCCAGAGGCUCCUCGAGAUGCGCUUCAGCGGGGAGAUCGCCAACACCACGGCGCAAACGGGCCUGAUUGCGCGCGAGACGACCGACCUCCUCGGGCCGCGGCAUCCGCUUUCGCUGCGCGCCCUGCGCCUGCAGGGAAUCCUAGAGAUGCUGCAGCAGGAUUCCACCACUGCGUCGGAAACACUGCGGCGGACGCUUGCAAUGGCAGAAGAAACGCUCGGGCCUGACCACCCGGAGUCGAUGGCCCUGGUCGCCACCAUCGGGAUCAUGUACACACUACACAGCGACGGAGGGAACUACAUCGCGUUCAUGGUGCCGGGGAGCAGCAACAACAAGCUGGAGAUGGCGGGGCCGUGGCUGACGCGGUACCUGUCGUGGGCAGAGGCGCGCAAGGGCAAGGACAGCGCCGACGUGCAGUCCAUGCUGGAUAUGCUGGCACAGCUGCACAUGGCCCGGGAGCAGUAUACCGAGGCGUACAAGUACUACGAGCGACUGGUGGAGUCGUACCAGGCGGCGGGGAUGGCCGUUCCGGAGGUGGCGCAGACAAAUAUGCAGACGUGUCGCACGUAUACCAUGCUCCUUACGCAGUACUCGUCCCGGGGAACCGGGUCGGCUAUUGAGGGGAUACUGAAUUCGUUUGUGAAGAAGCGUUUCUAG